Messenger RNA from Ramularia collo-cygni, 1461 nucleotides. RefSeq names its product related to putative tartrate transporter. Gene Ontology annotation, molecular function: transmembrane transporter activity. The record is from RefSeq and is a predicted model, not a curated record. Gene Ontology annotation, cellular component: membrane. NCBI's taxonomy places the organism in Eukaryota, Fungi, Ascomycota, Dothideomycetes, Mycosphaerellales, Mycosphaerellaceae. Gene Ontology annotation, biological process: transmembrane transport. Bases 1 to 1461 code for a protein of 486 amino acids. The transcript is spliced from 3 exons.
AUGGAUGAGAAGGCUGGCGUCUCACACCUUGAGGUGCUGGCUCCUACCAAAUCAAGAGACAGCGACUAUGCUGUCAAGGAUGUCGAAGGCGAGCAAGUCGGGCUCGAUUACUCCGGAGUCGCAAAGAAGAAGACAGACCCAGCAGAGAUUGCUUUGGUGAAGAAGCUGGAUCGAUACAUUAUGCCAACACUGUGGAUCAUGUACUGGCUCAACUAUCUUGAUCGCAACGCCAUCGCUCUCGCAAAGAUCAACACCAUUGUGGAGGAUACUGGUGUGACGGAUACACAGUAUCAGACCUGUGUCUCGAUCCUGUUCGUCGGUUACAUUCUUGGACAAGUCCCCAGCAACAUGCUUCUUACCCGURUAAGACCUUCAUGGUACAUGGCAAGCUUUGCGGCACUUUGGGCUAUCGUCUCUGGUCUCACUGCCCUCGCCAACGAUUUCAAAGGCCUGCUCUUGACCCGAUUUUUCCUCGGCGUUGUUGAGGCUCCAUACUACCCAGGUGCUCUCUACAUUCUCGGAAUCUUCUACACGCGMAAAGAGAUUGCCACUCGCAUUUCGAUCCUCUACACAGGCAACAUCCUCGCCACUGCUUUCGCCGGACUCAUCGCUCUCGGAAUCUUCGAGUUGGAUGGCGUCGCCGGUAUUGCUGGAUGGCGUUGGCUGUUCAUCAUCCAAGGCGCUGCGACCCUUCUCGUCGCCAUCGGAGCCGGAUUCAUCCUUCCUGACGACCCUACCAACACCCGCUGGUUGACUCCCGAGGAGCGUCUCCUCGCCAACGGCCGCAUUGUCCGCGAUACUGUUGGAGAAGAGGGCAAGAAGAGCCCAUGGGUGGGUCUCAAGCAGGCUGCCGCCGAUCCCAAAGUCUGGCUCUUUGCUUUGAUGCAACACAUGCAUCUCGCCGCCAAUGGUUUUAAGAACUUCUUCCCGUCCAUUGUUGAGACAAUGGGACUCGGCGAGAAGAUUACCCUUGUCCUGACCUGCCCUCCCUAUCUCAUCGCUGGCUUCACCUCCAUCUACUGGUCAUACCAAUCCGGACGCUUCAACGAGCGAACAUGGCACAUCACCUCUGCGAAGCUCGUAGCUGUGGUUGGUUUCGUCCUGGCCUGUGCGACUCUCAACGUGGGAGCCCGCUAUUUCGCCAUGUGUGUCUUUGCCAUUGGCACCUACGCCGUCAACAGUAUCAUCCUCGGCUGGGUCUCCAGUACUUGUGGCCAAAGUAAAGAGAAGAAAGCAAGCGCGCUGGCUAUAGUAAACACCUGUGCCAACGUAUCAUUCAUCUGGACGCMAUAUUUAUGGACCGACGCCAGUCAACCGCGUUACCUCCCCGCUAUGCUCGGCAGCGCGGCUUUUUCCCUCGCAACGGCUCUUCUGGCAUGGGUUAUGAGGUUAUGGCUGAUGCGCGAUAACAAGAAGAUUCGACAGACUGAGGAUGAGACGGUCCUGAGAUAUGCUUAUUGA